Messenger RNA from Anthonomus grandis grandis, 1916 nucleotides. RefSeq names its product glucose dehydrogenase [FAD, quinone]-like. NCBI's taxonomy places the organism in Eukaryota, Metazoa, Arthropoda, Insecta, Coleoptera, Curculionidae. The record is from RefSeq and is a predicted model, not a curated record. The transcript has 7 exons. Bases 33 to 1862 code for a protein of 609 amino acids. Gene Ontology annotation, molecular function: oxidoreductase activity, acting on CH-OH group of donors; flavin adenine dinucleotide binding.
UUAAUUAAGUUGUUUUCGAAAAUUUCUUGAAAAUGUCGGUGACGCCAACGGUUUUGUUGGUAAUUUUGAGUGUUUUUCAUGUAAAAGGGAAAGUUUGGAACGAGUUUGUGGAGGAAAUCGGGGAUUAUCUUGAUAAUAUUCGAGGGAAAUAUUCGCCUAUUAAUAACGAUGAGUUUUUUAAGGUCGAAAAUCACUCAGAUGUUGAUGUAGUUGAUUACGGCUCAUUCGACUUCAUAGUAGUCGGAGCAGGUGCUGCCGGCUCCGUCCUAGCAAACCGCCUCACCGAAGAAUCAUUCAGCGUCUUACUCCUCGAAGCAGGAGACGAGGGCGCAGACUUCCUCACCAUCCUCGGACUCUCCACGUUUACGACCAACUCCAAAUGGAACUGGGGCUACACCACCACCACCCAGAGCAACUCCUGCUACAAUAUGCCGAGGCAAAAGUGCAUGUACACGAGGGGCAAAGCGUUGGGCGGCAGUACUGUGUACUCCGGAAUGUAUGUGAGAGGCAACGCCCGUGAUUAUGACAAGUGGGAGGCCUUGGGAAACCCUGGAUGGUCCUACAAGGAUUGUUUGCCUUACUUUAAGAAGUCCGAGAGGGCUCAGUUCGAUCACGUGAUCGAUAAGGAGUACCAUGGGUUCGAUGGGGUGCAGGCCAUUGGAAUACCACCUGAUACCGAAGGCCUCACCACCAAGCUACUAGAGGCGGCAAAAUACAUCAACAAAUCGGUCAUAGACUUUAACGGCGCGAGUCAGGACGGUAUUGGCAGAUGUCAAUUCUAUGUGGAUUUCAACAGGAGAACGAGCGGCAACUACGCCUACAUACAACCGGUGAUUAACAGGACAAACCUGAACGUGACCAUAGAGGCCCUAGUGACGAAAAUUUUACUUGAUCCAGACCAAAAAACGGCCCAAGGGGUGGAAUUUUACAAAAAGGGCCAAAGGUACAUGGCGAAGGCCAAUAAAGAAGUGAUCGUCUCCGGUGGAGCCAUAAACUCACCCCAGCUGCUCAUGCUAUCUGGAAUUGGCCCCAAAGAAGAGCUGGACAAGCAUAACAUUGAGGUUGUAGAAGAUUUACCUGUUGGCAAGUACUUGUCUGACCAUAUGUCUUAUACGGGGAUCUGCUUUAGUACAAAUCAGACGUUUUACAAUAACUCCUUGCUGCAAAAUCUGGAGAGGUGGAAAAAGGGACUGAGGACCUUAACCGAGAGCGGUCGUAUCCAGACGGUUGGUUUCGUCGGUUUCGACGAGGAGGAGGGGGUGCCUUUAGUGCUGUUCGCUUUGGCACUAGGAGGUGUUGGGGGAUAUAUGGAUCCGCCUCCGGAUCAGCAUACUGACGCCCUUCACACCUACAACCCCUUAACCCAGGUGUGCGCCGCACUGAUCCUAUUGCAACCAAAAUCUGUGGGCGAGGUCACCCUGAAGUCAAACGACCCAAGGGAUUUUCCAAACAUCAACCCCAACUAUUUGACUACGCCUUAUGAUUUUUACGCUUACAAUAGCGGGAUCCAGGAGGUGAUUAAACUCCUCGAUUCCGAGGUCUUUAGGUCAUGGAAUGCCACACUGAACGUCCCGAGAUUGCCCCACUGUGAUAACGAAUAUCACAAAUUAACCACGGAAUGGUGGUUUUGUAACUUGGUGGAUAUGGCUGGACCGGGGUCGCACCCUAUAGGUACGACAAGGAUGGGAACUGAUCCGAAGUACUCAGUGGUUACUCCAGAGCUGAAAGUUCACGGGUUUAAAAACUUGAGGGUUGUGGAUGCCGGGGUGAUUCCCCAUCAAACUUCGGGAAACAUGAACGCCCCCACUGUGAUGAUUGCCGAGAAGAUUUCAGAUGUUAUUAAGAAAGCUUGGAGCUCUUAAGGAUUGUUUUAAUUAUAAUUUAUUAAUUAAUAUACGUUAUAAGUACCACCUGAA